This is a messenger RNA of Babesia bigemina, 2289 nucleotides long. RefSeq lists its product as hypothetical. The coding region runs from base 1 to 2289 and encodes 762 amino acids. Gene Ontology annotation, molecular function: DNA-binding transcription factor activity. Lineage: Eukaryota; Apicomplexa; Aconoidasida; Piroplasmida; Babesiidae. The transcript has a single exon. Gene Ontology annotation, biological process: regulation of DNA-templated transcription. The record is from RefSeq and is a predicted model, not a curated record.
AUGUACGACCCGUCAGGUAAUUACAAUUCAAGUUACAGCCCUUAUGGCGUCUCCGGAAAUGAGUCCUUCUCCCAUCACGCUCCUACGGGAGUGUACUCGUUGGGCACGUCGAGUAUGGAGAGCAACGGAAGCAUAGGAAAUCUGUUGAAGUGCAUUAAGACAUGGCAGGGCAACGCAGAGGGUUCUAUCAGUUCUGGUGGAAGCGUGAAGGAUACGUACGACAAUUUUGGCCUUCUUCGGGCGGAUUCCCUCGGCGUCAUGUCACCAGCUAUGGCUCCUUGCUACUCGUCUCCAAGUGCGCUUCAACCUUCAUUCCCGGUUGCGUUGGGCUGCCACCCGGCGCCUCGAAUGCGUAGCAACGGGCAUCUCGGGCACGCCGCUCCGGCAGUAUGCGACUACCCACUCCAAGAUCAGCAGCAGCAGGUGCAGAUGCACGUGAGGCCACAGCUGCAACUUCCGGAGCAAUCUGGGGAAUACGACGGUUCUUUGGAUGUUCGUCCAGUGCUUUGCAUCGACGGCAGUGCACAAUCUCAGCCGUUUUAUUCGCAGAAUCGUCACUCCUCUCCAGUUUGCGUCCCUGAAGGACAUUGCUCUCAAGGCGCUCACUCUGAAACAUACUCAUCACAUGCGCAACCCCAAGCACUCGCCACGAUGCAAUGCCAGAUGUCGCCUCAUUGCGUCCACAGAUCGCCAGUAGCGUUACCAUCUCCAGGACACGUCAAUUCCGGGUCGCCAUUCGCCGAGCCAAUACAUCCCUCCAGGGUCGGCAAGCGCCGAGCUCCAUUGGCCGAUCAUUCGGUCGAUGCCCGUGCCAUCUAUCACGACGUCGGCGAUGGAUCAGGGAGCACCGUUUUGGUUCCUUGUUAUCCGGCUCUCGAGACGGACGCACCUGUGGCUAAGCGAGCCUUCGUCUCCAACCCUUCGUAUAUGCAUCCGGACUACGACCAGCAUCACUCUUCGCCGCUCACCAAGCGUCCGACAUACGGCCUUGCCAUGCCACGUCCUGUACCCGGUGCGUGUAGAACUGAUCAAAUGGCGCAUCUGUAUGCCGAUGCCGACGACAUCAAGUCAGGUCCCCGUCUGGUGUACGUUGGGAAUGUCGACGUCCUAGGUAACGACCGGAUUGCCGAUGGAGAAAGCAAUCCGUUCCUGGACGCUGGAGCAAGAGUGGUUCCCAACGCAAUCAUCACGCCUCGGGAUAUUCUGGUGUACGGACGCAGGGGAUCGUUCACCUACGGCGACAGGCCCUUUUCGCCCGACAGCGACCCCAGGGCUGCCAGCUUGCUGAAGAACAUUACUGUGAACUGCCAAUACGGCCGUGUGCGGCCUGCCGAAACUGCACCACCGCAGCCGCGUGUCGUGUUGAACGGGCGGUCAACGGGACUGCUGGAGGCUGACAAGUACGCCAUUAUGGCAACGCAGGUCGAGAAGGUUCGCGGCGUGUGCUAUUGCCGCAGUGACAAUUCGUGGACUGCGUGGUGGACCGAGAAGGGUCGCAACCGCAAGAAGGCUUUCAAGGUCAGCCGUCACGGGUUCUACGAGGCACGCGCGAUGGCCAUUGAGCACCGCCGAGCCAUCGGUAAGGACGGCGUUUAUCGUCCUACUGUCCAGCCAUACGACGGUACUGGAGAAGGUGCUAAGCGUGUUGCUACGGAACCUGUUGUAUCUGAAGUGACUCCUGAGGUUUCAACUUCUGCGGCCACCCCUACAAGUGUGAUGUCCCCAGUGACGUUGCCUGCUGGUGUCGUCACGGCAGUGAAACGCAUGAACACGACGCCUAGACAGAAUGAACGCACGUUUCAGAUGGCAGUAACGGAUGUUGAAUCGCCGGUUGUCAGGAACAGGCCCGUUGACCAUUCGUCUACCGAGAAUGCGGACGAGUUUAAUCAGGAGACCGCACCGACGCCAACUUUGGACAGCUGUGAUUCCAAUGCAAUCAAGGCUUUUGACGGACAAAACUACUGCAACACCGAAGUGCACACGCCCGUUCGCACUCUGAAGGAGCACACCGGCGCUGCAGCUUGGGUCCCCGGCAAGGAGGGUGAGAAAUUGGAUGAGAUGUUCAAGAGGCGUGUUAUGUCGGCCUGCACGACCGCAGACAGCACUGAGUUCGUAGGCGCGAAGACCGAAGAGCUCACACCGAAUAUGGUUUCUCUGCACCACGACAUAUCGGACAUGCUCAAGCUGGAUGAGGCCUCCGUUCGGAACGUCAAGAUGGCCAUAUCUAGCCUCGCUUACGGCGUCGAGGACUCCAGGCUGCCUGCUGAGCCUCGUGCUAACAACGCCUGA